Meloidogyne enterolobii is the source of this 363-nucleotide messenger RNA. The record is from the annotation of a GenBank genome assembly. NCBI's taxonomy places the organism in Eukaryota, Metazoa, Nematoda, Chromadorea, Rhabditida, Meloidogynidae.
AAAAUGAAUUAUUUUUUAAUUAAUUUCUUUAUUUUCUCCUCAUUUUUAUUUAAAUUUCUGGACGGAGAAAAAAAUUUAAUUAAAAGGUCUUUUGAUGAUUAUGACGGCGGCGAUUCUCCUCCUUUAUUUAUUGACUGGACCCAGCCGAGAAUAAAUCCACAACCAAAUUCCUUCUACUAUAAAAACAAACCAUAUUCUGCCGUUGAAAAUGGAGAAAGAAUAUAUCCAAACAAGAAUGGCAAGGGAAGAGGAGAUUAUGGGCCGUUUGGAGUUGGUUUGGUUGGAUUGAUUAAAGGAGAAGGGAAAGAAGAAAGUGAAUCAUCUCCAUUAAGUUGGUUACGAGGGUUAUUAUUUGGGGGAUAA